Molecule: messenger RNA, 1852 nt
Organism: Gadus morhua (Atlantic cod)
Lineage: Eukaryota; Metazoa; Chordata; Actinopteri; Gadiformes; Gadidae
Product: thyroglobulin
Exons: 9
Coding region: 88-1560 (490 amino acids)
Source: RefSeq, a predicted model, not a curated record
UGUGUUUUUCCUUGUCGUCCCAGUAUCAGGGGGAUGUACCCAGGAUAACAACAGCUUGAUGUCAGAGAUCCAUGGUUCAGGUGGCUGAUGAUAAAUAGCAGAACGCCUCCACCAGAACCUACCAUACCCACAACCAGACCUACCAUAAUCUACUACAAGCAGAUCGACCACAACCACAAGACCUACCAGCACAACCACAAGACCCAUCACCACCUCCACCACCACCAUCAGACCUUCUACCACCUCCACCUUAACCACAACCUGCAGGAAAUUGGCUUGACAGCAGCCAGGAUGAGAGGAGGAGCCAUCACACUGGGCCUGCUCCAGCUGCUGCUGCUGGUGGAGCUCGGCCACACGGCUGCGCUCAACUCCACCAUUAAGGUUGCCCCGCAUAUCACCAACCCGAUGCGCUGCCAGCGUGAGCGGCCAGACUUCCGCUUGCUGACCCCGGUCGUCAUCAGGUCGUACGUGCCCACGUGUGACGACGACGGCAACUUCACGCCAAUGCAGUGCUCUGGCUCUAAGGGGUACUGCUGGUGUGUGAACAUCUACACCGGAGUGGAGAUCCCCCGCCCCAGGACACCUCCGGGAAAAAUGCCCCCCAGAUGUGAGCUGCUGGUGGAGCUCGGCCCCACGGCUGCGCUCUCCAACACCCUGGAGAUGGCCCACCAUGUCACCCACCUGACGCGCUGCCAGAGUGAUCGUGAUGCGGCCCGCUUGCUGCCCCCAAUUGGGUCGUACGUGCCGACGUGUGACGACGACGGCAACUUCACGCCAGAGCAGUGCUGGGCAUCCACGGGGUACUGCUGGUGUGUGAACAACUACACGGGAGAGGAAAUCCCCGGCAGCAGGACACCUCCGGGAUACAUGCGCCCCAGAUGUGAACUUCCGGAGGAGCUCAGCCCCACGGCUGCGUUCUCCGACACCCUGGAGAGGGACCACUAUAUCAUCCACCAUAAACUCUGCCAGAGUGAGCGUACGACCCGAAUCGGGUCAAACGUGCUGACGUGUGACGACGACGGCAACUUCACUCCAGGGCAGUGCUUUAAGGGGUACUGCUGGUGUGUGAACAUCUACACCGGAGUGGAGAUCCCCGGCAGCAGGACACCUCCGGGAAACACGCCCCCCAGAUGUGCUUCCGAUCAUGAGCCUUUCAGUGGAGACUUCUGUCCCCCUGGUUGGACGAGAUAUGGCAUACGUUGCUUCAACUUCAUCGAAAAACCAACCAGAUGGAUCCAAGCCCAGAUCAACUGUAGGUUCCAGGGCAGUAACCUCGUAUCGGUCCACAGCCAGGAAGAGAACCGCUUCCUCCAGGAGCUCAGCGCUGGGGCCAGCUUCAGACCCCCCCUCACCUGGAUAGGAGCCGGAGACUGCAUGGAGCCCACGGUGUUUUUGUGGACGGAUGGCUCGGCGUUUGACUAUGAGAACUUCCCUCGAUUCCCAAUGAAUACCAACGGAAAUUGUGUUGGGAUGAAUGUUCGUUUCGAUAGAGGGAGGAGGGUCUGGAUGAAGGGCUCAUGCGAGUCCCUGAACCCCUACAUCUGCGCCAAUAACAUCUGAACCUGUGAUGACAUCACACCACCAUGAUGAAAUCACACCCCUCUUCCUCUCUCUAGAAUCUUUCUCUGUUUCACUGCUAAUGCUUACCACACUGCUAAAGCUACCUGGCAGGCUAACACUGCUAAUGCUAACCAGACCAAGCUUACCAGGCUCAUGCUACAAGGAAUAUUGACAAUUCUAAUAUUAAAAGGUAUGCUAACCCUGCUAAUGCUAUGAGAUGUUAUACACAUUCUUGGUUUUUUAAAUGGUGACGGAUGUUUAGUUUCCCCGAUAAAUAAAUGCUUUAAAAUGA